AUGAAGCUCACUGCGGAUCUUGACCUGGAUCUUGACCUGAAUCUUGACCUGGAUCUUGACCUGGAUCUUGAUGCUAUUAGCUCCGAACAGCACGAUACACGAAUUCUCGCCACCACAUGUCUUCCUGGAGUACUUUCUGGCAUCGAUUACGAUGGAUCGUAUAGCUCUCAUGGGUCGAAGGAUGAUGACCUCGAAGAAGACGGCCCUACAGGUUCAUAUCCAAUCUCGGUACACAUCCCUGAAUGUAUGCUCAUCAGCCCACGAUCCUGCUAUACGCCAUUCGACCCGCCGUGUCCGGUCGCGUCGGAGCGUGAUGCUUUAAGAAUUCUACUACCACAACGAUACGCCAAGAAUGGUUUUCUCGAGCUGAAGCUUGACGAUUUUGCCGUCUACUGCGAUACCAAGUUCAGACCCGAGGAAAUGCGCUCACUCAGUCAGCUUGGCACCGAGCCUCACUCCACACCCUUGUUCUUCGACGGGAUGCUCUCGCAUGGAACGCAGAGCCUCUACGUGCGUCGAGUUCGUAUACACGCACUACCUAUUGGAAACUAUGGCCAAGAGUCACGACAUCAGACGAGAGACAACAUAUGGAUCCAAUCCGAGGAAAAUGCCACGAGCGAUGUAUUCUAUAAGUUGGGAUCACCAGCACCAGAAUACAAGAGAUUUUUUGAGCUCUUUGUGUGGGUUGCUGAUCUAGCGAAGUAUUUUGUCGACUUUCUGACUGUCAUGCGUGCCAUAGAGCGGCCCGUGACAAUUCAUCACUUCCGACGAGACUUUGCGGCCUGGCUUCUUGCUCUUUAUGCAAAGUCUGACAAAAUUGAGGCGGUCAAAACGUGGAUGUGUAAACACCCUCGUCAAGACUAUCGAUCCGCCGUCAAUGCAAAUGUUGAUUUUUUGCACAAGGAAUCUGUUGGUGUACUAGGCGAGCGAAGAGCCUACUUUCACGAUUUGUGGAACGAGGUGUUUUUCUUUCAAACGUACACUCCCUACAUCGCACAUAACGAAGACAAAUGUACCAUUGUUACCAAAUACAUUUACGACUGCUUUCACCACUUACCAUUUGGUAAAAGACUCAAGGUUGUUGAUCUCAGUGCUCACACAAAGCGACUCCGAUUGGAAGUAAUCGCGCAACGACCGAUGCUACCUAUAAAUGGCACUCAAGUUACGCCGGCUGGCCACGGCAAGAUCGGCCCUGGGGACACCAUAUCUACCGCACGCGACACUGUCGAUUCUGGCACUGACUGGGAAAAGGAAGAGGCCAAGGGCGAUGAGUACAGCGAUCUAUGGUUUGCCCUUGUUCAAAGCGUGUCCGUUAACAGCGAUGGGGUUCGAGUAUUCGAGGUCAUUUGGUACUAUCGACCCGUCGAUACGCUAUGCGGCCUCAUGCAGUAUCCUUGGUCUGAUGAGUUAUUCCUGUCCGACCACUGUUCGUGUGAGGAAGGCACCAAGAUCCGAGAAGAUGAAGUGCGCAGCGUUCAUGAGGUCGACUUUGGCGGUACGCCAGAAACCACAAAAGAAUUCUUCUGCCGACAAUCGUACUUAUCAGACGAUAAGAUCUGGGUUACGCUAACGCAAUCGCAUUUGACGUGUCGUCAUAACAAUGAUGCACCUAUACCUGACAGUGCAGAAGAAUACUGUCUUGGAGACACGGUGCUUGUAAAAUCGGGUAGAAAUUCGAAUGUUUGCCAUCCCUGCGAGAUCAUCGAGACUAAGCAGGAAAAUGGAAGACUACGCUUCGUCUUUCGGAAAUUACCUAUACGCCACGCAGUUGAUUUGACCGCAAGAAACGCGCCGCCGAAUGAGGUCGUGUACACAGACGAAAUUGUCAAAUCUGGUCCAUCAAGUAUCGUUAGCCGAUGUCAUGUUCGCUGGUUUCCCCAGACUAGGCCAGUACCGACUCCAUAUGACCGUGACGGCGUCGGAGCAUUCUUCUUCUUGACUCAUCAGAAGAAGUGGACAGGCAAUGGCUACAUCACAUCUCCUUUGGAAGAAGCCCCGCCAUCCUUAAACCAGGGCCACGAUCCACAGCAGGACUCGAAACCAAAGCUUCGCGGUCUUGAUCUAUUCUGCGGAGGAGGCAACUUUGGUCGGGGUCUCGAGGAAGGCGGCUCAGUGACGAUGAAGUGGGCGAACGAUGUGAACUCGAAAGCGUUACAUACAUACAUGGCUAAUACAGAACCGGGGCAGAUAUAUCCAUUCCUAGGUUCUAUUGACGACUUCCAGCGGCUUGCGUUUCAAGGUAGAUUUGCAGACAACAUCCCGCAAGUUGGAGAGGUGGACUUCAUCUCAGGCGGCAGCCCGUGCCCUGGAUUCUCGCAGUUGACCAACGACAAGGAGACGGACGCACAGAGAAAGAAUCAAUCUUUAGUAGCAGCGUUUGCAUCCUGUGUCGACUUGUACAGGCCCAAGUACGGGAUACUAGAGAAUGUCGCCGGCAUCAUCCAGAAGCACCAAAAUAGAGGCCAUGACGUUUUCAGCCAGCUCAUGUGUGCAUUGGUAGGCAUGGGUUAUCAGGCUCGGCUUGUCUUGUUGGAUGCCCUUUCUUGCGGCUCUGCUCAGGUCCGCUCCCGCGUCUUUAUCAUCUUUGCCGCGCCUGGAUGGACUCUGCCCGAGGCGCCCAUUCAGACGCACUCACAUCAGCCCAAUGUCAAGAAUUUUAAGCUUGGCAGGCUACCGACCGGUGAGCCCAUGGCGAGAAGAGAGGUGGCGAGCUGUACGCCAUUUUCAUAUAAGAGUGCGUCACAGGCGGCUGCCGGGCUGCCGAGCUUAUACGAUGCCACUCCGGAUAUCUGCAUCGCAUUCCCGGAUCACCGAGUUGUUUCGCACACAAAUACAAAUACCAUGAGAAAUAGAAUUCGGCUGAUUCCGAAGGCUCCCUAUGGUAUGAAUUUUUCACAAGCCUGGUAUGGGCGUUUAGGCACUAGACCCCGCGUCGCUGGACGGGGCGUUUUGACCAGGUCGGAGCGCAACAUGUUUUCACUCCGAGGUGAGGCAACGAUGUCGACCUCGAUCCAGUCCAGGGCCUACGGAAGACAGCCGCCAAACCAGCCAAUGGCCACGAUUGUGACAAGAGCCAGUCCCAGGGAUGCCAAGCAGGGCCGGACGAUCCACUGGAGCGAGGACCGGUGCCUGAGCGUCAUGGAAGCGAAGCGCGGGCAGGGCUUCCUAGACGAGGAGCUACUAUUGGGGUCCGCCGACGUGCAGUACAGGAUCAUCGGCAACAGCGUGGCGAGAGAAGUAUCACUGGCGUUGGGCGUUGUUUUCGCAGAAGCGGUGAUGCGCAGCUACGGCCAGGGUGUCGAGGACCUCGCCGUAGACAGCGAGGACGAGGUGACGAUAAAGACAGAGAUGAGCGUGCCGACGACACCGGGAGCGACGAGGCAGCAAGGAGAAAACAACGGCAGGAAUAAGCGACGACGGGUGGGAUAA
Molecule: messenger RNA, 3429 nt
Organism: Beauveria bassiana ARSEF 2860
Lineage: Eukaryota; Fungi; Ascomycota; Sordariomycetes; Hypocreales; Cordycipitaceae
Product: DNA methyltransferase Dim-2
Exons: 1
Coding region: 1-3429 (1142 amino acids)
Cellular component (GO): nucleus
Molecular function (GO): chromatin binding; methyltransferase activity
Source: RefSeq, a predicted model, not a curated record